Molecule: messenger RNA, 585 nt
Organism: Aspergillus uvarum CBS 121591
Lineage: Eukaryota; Fungi; Ascomycota; Eurotiomycetes; Eurotiales; Aspergillaceae
Product: Hsp20/alpha crystallin family protein
Exons: 1
Coding region: 1-585 (194 amino acids)
Biological process (GO): response to salt stress; response to hydrogen peroxide; protein complex oligomerization
Source: RefSeq, a predicted model, not a curated record
AUGGCUUACUAUCCCCGUUUCACCAACGACAUCUCUCCUCUAUUCCGGCUACUGGAUGACUACGACUGUCAUCGCUCUAGCCACGCGAAGAUAACACCGACAAAGAAACCUAUGUCGCUGAAGUCCGAUGUCUUCGAAACACACGAUGCUUUUCAUUUAUCUGCAGAAGUACCUGGCGUUGAAUCCAAUGAUAUUCAAGUCGAGUUCUUGGACCCAAAUACACUAGUGAUAAAAGGUCAUAUCAGGAGGCAUAACAGGCAGACAUUCGAGGAAGGUCAAGAUCAGGCCCCUGUUGCCAAGUCUCAUCACCAGCCAACUGUGGAGGAUGAGAAUGAAGCGGAUGACGCUACGACCUCUCAAUCCUCGAGGAACUCCUUGAAGCAACAGCUAGUGACGCCAAGAAAGACCGAGUCUACUUGCAAAUAUUGGGUAUCUGAGCGGUUGACCGGCGAAUUCCACCGCGUCUUUACAUUUCCGGCGAGAGUGCAACAGGAUUCAGUCAAAGCCAUUCUCAGAAAUGGUAUCUUGUCGCUAUCAAUACCGAAAGAACCCGCUCCGAAGGUGAAGAAAAUCCGCAUUGAAUAG